AUGCCAACAAACAGCACUCAAGGAUCAGCUCAAGCCGGCCGCAACACCAGGAUUGAUGUCCACACCCAUGUCGUACCUCCAUUUUGGGGUGAAGCCUUGCCUACCCAUGGCGGUGAUCCGUCAGGAUGGGCCCUUCCUGCGUGGUCUCCGGAGACUGCCCUCGAGUUCAUGGAGGUGCAGAAAAUCCAGACCAAGGUCCUUUCUCUUACUGCGCCCGGAGUAACUGGCUGGCCCAUCGCCGAGAGAGCAGCAGUUUGCCGUCGCAUCAACGAGUAUGUCCAGGACUUGUGCCACAAGUACCCUGGCCGUUUCGGAAAUUUCGCCUCGCUUCCUCUGCCUGAUGUCGAAGGAAGUGUUAAAGAAGUGGAGUACGGCCUCGACACUCUUGGCGUUGAUGGUUUCGUAGUAUACACGAACUACGACGGUGUCUACCUUGGAGACAAGAGGUUUGAGCCCGUCUGGAAGGCCAUCAAUGACCGCAAGGGUGUCGUGUUUAUCCACCCUAGUCACCUGCAGCUCGAGGUGCUUGCCGGCCAGCCUGGUCCUCUUGUCGACUACCCCUUCGACACAACCCGCACUGCCGUGCACAUGACAUUGAACGGAGUUCUGACCAGAAACCCUGAUAUCAAGUUCAUUCUGUCACAUGCUGGCGGAUUCUUGCCCUACGCGGCCCUUCGAUUCGCCAAAUUGGGUGCUUCAAUCCACCCGCAGGGCCCGUCUUCAGAAGAGAUCUUGAAGCAAUUCAAGAGCUUCUACUUCGACACCGCCUUGUCCUCGGGUCCCUAUGCACUUCCCGCUCUGCUGGAGUUUGCUGGAAAGGACCACAUCCUGUAUGGAUCGGAUUUCCCGUACGCUUCAGCUGCAGUGUCUGGGGAGUUCACCCACUUGCUGGACAAUGGAUCGAACAUCCCCGAGGAAACCACUCACGCAAUCAACACAAACGCCGCCAAGAUUCUCAAGCGUUUCCAGUAA
Molecule: messenger RNA, 972 nt
Organism: Wickerhamiella sorbophila
Lineage: Eukaryota; Fungi; Ascomycota; Dipodascomycetes; Dipodascales; Trichomonascaceae
Product: Decarboxylase yanB
Exons: 1
Coding region: 1-972 (323 amino acids)
Biological process (GO): secondary metabolic process
Cellular component (GO): cytoplasm; cytosol
Molecular function (GO): carboxy-lyase activity; hydrolase activity
Source: RefSeq, a predicted model, not a curated record